AUGACGACGACGACGAUGAUUCAGACGACGACGACGAGAGUUUGGUCUUCUUCUUUGUCUUCUUCUUCUUCUUCGCGGAAGAGCAGCAGCCAUCGCGGAGGAAGAAGAGUCGUCGUCUCGUUGAGGAGGAUUCCUUCUCAAACGUUUUCUAAUUCUUCCAACGCUUCUUCUCUUUGCCGAGGCGUUGAUGGCGGCAACAGCGGCGGGUUCUCGACGCGAGAACCGGAAGACGAGGACAGAGACGCAAAGUUUGCGCUUUUGUUCGCGGAAACGUUUGAAAACGCGUCGUCUGAAUCGUCUGAAUCGUCUGACUUGUCCUCGUCCCCUGCUCCGAAGAAUUCGCUGUUGGAACUUUUAGAAGAAGAGGAAGAAAUUAAAGAACCGCCGGUUUCUUCGCUUUCAUCGAUUUUGAUGUCGUCCUCCAAUCGGCUCGAAAUCAUCGAAAACGGCGAUGGCGAAACGACGCGUAAAGCUUCUCUUUCUUCGACUUCCUCGACUGUGAUCGCCCGGUGGAUUCUCGUGGCGAAAUACGGCCACAAAGCCGAGUGCGUUAAGAUGUUGCACGAGUGGGCGGACACGGUAGGGCGAGCGGCUGGAUUAGACCCGACGCGCGAUAUUUUACUCGUAUCGGGGAAUAUUGGCGCGAACGAGUCGACGAUUGAGUUGGAAAUCAGGAACGGGUUGAGCUCUGUCGGGGCUUUCGAUCAGUUGAUGCGGAAUAUAGACGUGACGAUGCACAGAGAAUGGGGGAUGCGAUUCGCCGAGCACGUCGUGGACGGGACGACGAGGUGGGAGAUUUUCACCACGCAUCCGUUUGUGAGUGGUAGUAGCAGUACGAGUAGCAACAGUAGUAAUAGGAGCAAUAGUAAAUACUCCAGGCCUGGGGUGUCAAGAACGCAACCGAGACGCGUGCUUUCGCCGCAAAAGAAGACUUCGACGGAAAGUAGAAGUAGCGCGAACGGCGUGCGCCCGAAAUACGAAGACAUACCGGAGGAGGAGUUGAUGAAGUACAUAGGGAAAACGUUACCAGACGGACGCCGGGUGGUUGAAAACGCGUUCGGUGUUCCAAUGGUUAUCAACCCCGGAGAUAUCUUUUUUGAUUGA
Bathycoccus prasinos is the source of this 1104-nucleotide messenger RNA. RefSeq lists its product with no specific name. The transcript has a single exon. The record is from RefSeq and is a predicted model, not a curated record. NCBI's taxonomy places the organism in Eukaryota, Viridiplantae, Chlorophyta, Mamiellophyceae, Mamiellales, Bathycoccaceae. The coding region runs from base 1 to 1104 and encodes 367 amino acids.